GUUUAAUUCAAUUCCAAGAUAAUAACUCUCACCAAGUCACCCGCCCCACGCCCCUUUUUCCUUUCUAAUUCUCUCUCUUUUCAUCAUUGCACCUUAUCCUUCUCUUUCUAUUUUCCUACAAGGAACUUUCUAGAAUCCUCAUUCCAUCAGAUCUAAUCUUGCAUGUACUAAUUAAUUCAUCGCUGGUUUCGUGGUGGCAUGGAGUCGCCGGUAAGGGGAGGAGACACCGGUACCGGUAGUAGAUCUCUUCCGACGCCGUUUUUGACGAAAACCUAUCAGCUUGUUGAUGAUAAAUCGAUUGAUGAAGUAAUAUCGUGGAACGAAGAUGGAUCUAGUUUUAUAGUUUGGAAUCCAGCCGAAUUUGCAAAGGAUUUACUCCCCAAAUAUUUCAAACACAAUAAUUUCUCUAGUUUUGUCCGCCAGCUCAACACCUAUGGAUUUAGGAAGGUUGUGCCUGACCGAUGGGAGUUUUCAAAUGAAUGUUUCCGUAGAGGUGAAAAGCACAUGUUAUGUGAUAUACAACGGCGGAAGAUCGUCGCAGCUCAACCACCUGCUCCUCCGGCACCAGCCGUCGUCGUAGCUCCUCCUGUUGCAGCUGUACUAUCUCCGACGAUAAGGACGACUGUAUCUCCUUCUGACUCAGGUGAAGAACAAGUUUUAUCAUCAAAUUCAUCUCGAGGCGGCGGCGGAACAACUAACUUAUCUAGAGAAACAACCGCUUCCGGCGGAACGAACACCGAUCUCGCCGGUGAAAACGAGAGGUUGAGAAGAGAAAAUCAUCAGCUUAGUAAAGAGUUGAAUCAGAUGAAGAGUUUAUGUUCUAAUAUAUACCUAAUGAUGUCUAAUUACGCUUCCGAUAAACCGUCGGAAGGAAGCAGUUCACAACAGUCGCCGGCGCCAAUAGCGGCGGAGAACGACACUUUGAAACCGCUAGAUCUUUUGCCGUUGAGGCGGUUGGCCGAGGAGUGUUUAGGUAAGGCCGACGCCUUAGACAGCGGCGGUAGUGGUGAGAUGGAACCUGGUGGAAUUAGCCCUAGGUUAUUUGGUGUAGCUAUAGGUUUAAAACGGUUAAGAGAGAACGGAUCCGGAUCGACGGAACACGAUAAUGAGCUGCAGCUGCAGCAGCCUGGAUUAGAUAUGAAACCUGAGCCGUUGGAUCAAAAUGGGAACGGUAGUAGUAGCGUUGUGGUUGAUAAUAAUGAAUCUAGUUGGACGAUGAAGAAAUGUCAGCGGUCAGAUUGUGGUUAGAUUUGUGUGACUUUUAAUUUUGGGAUUGAAAUGGAAAGGGAUGAAAAACAUGAGGAGGAAAAAUGUAAAUGUGGCGAAGUCCUAGAGAUAAGCACGUGCCACUUUGAAGUCACGUGUCGAUUGUUGUCGGGUGGUAGAUAUGGACCAAGUGCUAGAAGUUUCCUGGACUUUUUUGGCCUUUGAUUUUUCAUUUAAAAGGAGAAAGUGUAUUUUUUUUUUUUACUGUAAAUUUGGGCUCAGCAGUAUGUCUCUUCGUAUACUCAAUUUCAAUUCUAGAGGAGAAAACCCUUGUAUUCA
Erigeron canadensis is the source of this 1545-nucleotide messenger RNA. Its product is annotated as heat stress transcription factor B-2c-like. Gene Ontology annotation, molecular function: DNA-binding transcription factor activity; RNA polymerase II cis-regulatory region sequence-specific DNA binding. The transcript is spliced from 3 exons. The record is from RefSeq and is a predicted model, not a curated record. NCBI's taxonomy places the organism in Eukaryota, Viridiplantae, Streptophyta, Magnoliopsida, Asterales, Asteraceae. Gene Ontology annotation, cellular component: nucleus. Gene Ontology annotation, biological process: regulation of transcription by RNA polymerase II. Bases 199 to 1248 code for a protein of 349 amino acids.